This is a messenger RNA of Prorocentrum cordatum, 2566 nucleotides long. The record is from the annotation of a GenBank genome assembly. NCBI's taxonomy places the organism in Eukaryota, Dinophyceae, Prorocentrales, Prorocentraceae.
GGGGUUUCCGGCCGCGCCUCGCCGCGGCCCUCGCGCUGGCCGGCGCCGCGGGCGCCGGCGUCGCAUGGUGUGCCGCGCCGCGCUCGGGCGGCGGGCCCGCGCCCAAAGGCUGGGCCGGAGGCAUGGGAAAGUCCAGGCCCGGGGGCGGGGUGCCCAGCGUGGAAGAGCUCUACGAGGUGGCCCGAGGGGUCCACGAGGACCUGGACGAGCGCCUGCUGGGCUACACGCGGCAGUUUAGCGGGGAGGCUGGAGCGAGCGACGAGGCACAGGAGCUGGGUUGGGCAACUGCUCAGGGAGCGAGUUUGGGAUCGGGCAACUCCUCGGACAUCGAGGGUAUGCUGUCCAACCUGUCGACGAGCGUGUCAGAGGGGAUUAGCGAGAUGCGUAGCCUAGAGAUCAUGGCUUGCUUGGCCGACUCGUGGCAGGUCAUCUCCAACAUAGGCUCGAUCAUAGUGAACAUCGAGGCUCUCACGAAGGCGUGCGCGCAGCCGUACCCGCAGAGCGUGGAGAAGAGGACCACCUGCGCAUCGCUCGUGACCCUGAACCUCGCCAAGUGGGGCUACCUCGGAGCGAACAUCUGCAACCUGAUCUCCUCGUGCCCGGGGGUCUUCAACGUGGAGGCCACAUGCGCCCUCGGCCCGAUCGGGAUCUUCGCCAGCGGCAGCGGCGUCGCGAACGGCGCCGCCACCAUGGCAGGCAACUGCAAGCAGGGGCUCGCGGCGCCCCCAGAGGGCAGCGUGUCGAACGAGACGAUGGAGGACCUGGUUGAGCUGGAGAUCGGCGGUGGCCGCCGCUUGAGGACUGGCAGCGGUGGCGGUGCAGCCCUGCCAGAUUGGGUCGGCCCCACCGACGCCGGUGCCUCUCACGGCACUCCGCUCGGAAGGUACGCGGAGCAGCUGGCGGCGUCAUCUCGGGCCAUGGCCGAGCGCGGGGAGUUGCCCACCAUCGAGACCGUCACGGUGGACGGGAGGGAGCUCUUGAUCCCCGCGGGGGCCAGCCAGGGGGAGAUCAGCGCGGUCGUCGAGGCGGAGGCCAGGAGGAGCCAAGACGUUGCGCCGGCCGACGCGCCGCUGAGCAGCGCUCAGAAGUGGGCGAUCGCGGCCUGCGUCUUCGACACGCAGACGAUGGUCGCUCGGUUCAUACAGGCAGCCGCGUUCAUGGGCUUCGCCAUCCUCGAUUGCAGGAAGGAGGUAUUCGACGAGUUUGGGUUUGGCAUGAAGAAGAAGUGUGUGAUCGACAUCGGCGUCAUGACCGCAUCGCUGGCCAUCGCAUCGAGCAUGAUCUCUUUGGACAUCAUUAAUUGCCCCCACACGCUGAAGUACAUGCCCGACAACCUCUGUGCCUCCGGCAUCCUGCAGAUCAUCUCCUCGACGUCUUAUUUCGCGGUUGCUUUCGCGAGCAUCGCGGACGCCUGCUACGAUCUUGACCCGAACCACCCGGAGCCCAACACUUCUGUCCGGAAGCGGUGAGCAACCACCUGGGCUGCCAAAGAGAGGGGCCAACGAGGCCUCGAGACGCGGCCCGUUUUUUUGUUGUUGCUUGUUUUUGUAUUGUUUUUUUUGUUACGCUGCCUCUUUGCCUGGUGGCUUCGGUGAAGGCUGUCCGUCAGACGGGUACGGCGGGGGCCAUCCACGCGCGCGGGCAGGGAAGGCAGAUGCCUGAUUCUGAGCGCCCUGGGGCUGCUAGAAUUCACGCGCCCGCCCGCGCUCUGGCAGCACGGGUCCACGAGAAGGCAGUGGUAGAGCCACUCCUCCGGGGCCAGUCCACGAUUGUCGAUUUGGGGCUCAGGGGAGUUGCAGGCGAGGCCUCCGAAUAGCCCGAGAAGGCGCCAGGCGAAGCCCAAGACGCUGAGCCCAGGGCGGCUCAGAGGCCCCUGGGUCUCACGCUGGUCGCUCCGAGAGGGAGGUGGCCUGGCUCCGCUGGAAGCCGAUGGAAUCGAUAGUUGUGAUGAGCCAGUCCGUUUACGCCCGCCUGGGUUCGGUCGGUGACCUACUUGACUAGCUUGGACCAGAGUGGACGAUGUGUCUCGCCUCUCCGUGUCGUUCUGCCGUGGCAUUGCCUCAUUGGCGCCACCGAUUGCCCACGGAGUCGGCGGGACGCCACCUCUGCCUUUAUCUCCCCCUCCCCGUCCUCUCCCCCUCCUCCCUCUUCUGUCGUCCGCGCACCUGCCUCAGGCCACGAUGCGGUUGCCCCCGCCUGACCCCCCUCUUCGGCGCACCCGACUUUGAGCCAGUCCGUUAACGCCUGCCAUAGCUCGGUCGACUUUCCAUUUGACCAGCUUGGACCAGCUUGGACGAUGCGUCUCGCCUCUCCGUGUCGCUCUGCCGUGGCAUUGCCUCAUUGGCGCCACCUACUGCCCACGGAGUCGGCGGGGCGCGACUUCUGCCUCCCCCUCCAACUCUUCUCCCCCUCCACCCCGCCUUUCGCCUUAUUCGCCUCCCUCCGCACUCUCCUCUCAUCAAUUCAGGCGGAAUCGAGUUUCCCUGGCUCAUGCAGUGGACCUUCUAUGGCAUCUCAGGCAGCAGAACACGUAGAUAUUCACUCGUUGCGUGUAUGCUAAAUCAUA